Gamsiella multidivaricata is the source of this 1166-nucleotide messenger RNA. Its product is annotated as Rad1/Rec1/Rad17. The coding region runs from base 45 to 1040 and encodes 331 amino acids. NCBI's taxonomy places the organism in Eukaryota, Fungi, Mortierellomycota, Mortierellomycetes, Mortierellales, Mortierellaceae. The transcript has 6 exons. The record is from RefSeq and is a predicted model, not a curated record. Gene Ontology annotation, cellular component: checkpoint clamp complex. Gene Ontology annotation, biological process: DNA damage checkpoint signaling; DNA repair.
CUCCAUUGUCCCUGCACUCUCACCACGCACUCCACAGCAUUCAAAUGUCAUCUGAAAACCAGUGCCGUUUCACUGCACGACUGCGAAACGUGCGACACCUCGCUGCCGUUAUAAAAUCCAUCCACUUCAAAGACAUAGCGACAUGCAGGAUCUCGCCUGAUGGCCUGACCUUCAUAUUGGAAGAGUCGCGCUGUCUCUUUGGGCGAUGCCUCAUACAGAAACAAAUCUUUGAAGACUUUAAUUUCAUGCCCCCGAUGACAGACGGUGCACCCUUAAAUUCAGAGUCGCAGCAGGAACCGCGCUUCGUCUCCCAGUCUGGAUCCCAGCAUGGUUCGAAUCAAUAUUACAGCCAAAGGAUGCCUCCCGGAUACAGCCCUGACGGAACAGCCAAUUUUGGGAUCAAUCUGGCAACCCUACUGAGUUGUCUCAACAUGUUCGGAACAGCCGGGUCGUCGAGCAUAUAUACCGGAGAUGGCACUGGGGGAGCAAUAGGAGGGAGUCUCAAUUCCGGUCCAGUAACAGCCAUCAAAUUAAGCUACAAUGGAACUGGGACCACAUUCAAUCUCACACUGGAAGACGACGGGGUCGUGACAACUUGUGGGAUCCCAACCUUUGAUCCAGAGCCGCCGGUCGACUUUGAGUUCAACGAGGAAAACCACUCAAAAAUUAUCAUGAAGGCCCAAUGGUUAGAAGAAGGGUUGAGGGACCUGGAUGCCACAAGUGAUCGCGUCGUAAUCCGGCUUUCACCAGAUAUCCCACAUCUGCGAAUCUCAAGUCUGGGGACAAUCGAGAACCUGGAUGUCAACUACUCGCAGGGCGAUGUCAUUGAGACAUUUGUCUAUCAGUACAAUCGGCCAAUCGAGAUUAGCUAUAAUUUCUCGCACGUUCUGAAUGUCCUUCGUGUGUGCCCCAUGGCCACUAAGGCCAACAUGGCAAUCGACUCCAAGGACUUUAUGAGAAUCCAGUUUCUCUUGCCAGUUGUAGAGCACAAAUACCUUUUCGCAGAAUACUCUUUUUCGCCUCUUGAGGCAUUGGAUUGACCUCAAUAAAGAACAUUCAUCACGUGUAGCCAACUGUUACAAGGUAUAAAACCACAGCUGAAAGGAGGGCAACUUUUGGCUAAUGAACAUUCACUUUGGAAAUAGAUGAUUCGAAUCUCCUGGUGA